AUGGGGAGACAGCCCUGCCUCCCAGAAGUGCAGAAACAACAGACGCGGCAGACCGCCACCGAGCCCGAAUCCGCAGGCGCAGCAUCUACGCAGGCCGAGGACGAUGCGGAGCAAGGCAUACAGAUAACAUCAGCCCUGUUGAAACAUUUUAAUGGGAUCAAAAUUACGGGUUCGUGUAAGGAACCCUUUAGAGUGUUCCUCUCGCCACAUCUAUGGAUCUAUGCGGUACCGCCGGAGAACAAAAUACAGCUGAGGCCGAACUUUGGACCCAUAACCUCAAUAGAAUUAGGCAACCUGAGCAACGAUUGCAAAAAAGGAGCCAACAACAGCUUUAAGUUAAUCGUGCACACCAGCGAUGAUAUUUUGACACUCAAGUGGAAGGUCACUGGGGAAGGGGCAGCUCCAGGCAACAAAGCAGAUGUAAAGAAGUACAAACUCCCUACCCUAGAGAGGCCUUUCACUUCCGUGCAAGUGCAUUCAGCCAACGCCAAGUCGAAGAUAAUCGAAAGCAAAUUUUACGACAUUGGCAGCGGCAUGCCAGCCCAGUGCAGCGCGAUCGCCACGAACUGCUUCCUCAGCGGCAGCCUCGAAAUCGAGCACUGCUACCACUGCACCCUGUUGGAGAAGAAGCUGGCCCAAGACAGCGAGUGCUUCAAGUACGUCUCGAGUGAAGCGAAGGAGUUGAUCGAGAAAGACACGCCGAUUAAAGCUCAAGAAGAAGACGCCAACUCUGCAGACCACAAACUGAUCGAGUCCAUAGACGUGAUACUAAAGGCAGUGUACAAAUCAGAUAAAGAUGAGGAAAAGAAGGAGCUCAUCACCCCGGAGGAAGUGGACGAAAAUUUGAAGAAAGAGCUAGCCAAUUAUUGUACCCUACUGAAGGAGGUAGACACAAGUGGCACUCUUAACAACCACCAGAUGGCAAACGAAGAGGAAACGUUCAGAAAUUUGACUCGACUGUUGCGAAUGCAUAGCGAAGAAAACGUGGUGACCCUUCAGGACAAACUGAGAAACGCAGCCAUAUGCAUCAAGCACAUCGACAAGUGGAUUCUUAACAAGAGGGGGUUGACCCUACCGGAAGAAGGGUACCCAUCGGAAGGGUACCCCCCAGAAGAGUACCCCCCGGAGGAACUCCUCAAAGAAAUCGAGAAGGAAAAAAGCGCUCUGAAUGAUGAAGCGUUCGCUAAAGAUACCAACGGAGUCAUCCACCUGGAUAAGCCUCCCAACGAAAUGAAAUUUAAAUCCCCCUAUUUUAAAAAGAGCAAAUACUGUAACAAUGAGUACUGUGAUAGGUGGAAAGAUAAAACGAGUUGCAUGUCAAAUAUAGAAGUGGAAGAGCAAGGGGAUUGCGGGCUCUGUUGGAUUUUCGCCUCUAAGUUACACUUAGAAACGAUCAGGUGCAUGAGAGGGUAUGGCCACUUCCGCAGCUCCGCUCUGUUUGUGGCCAACUGCUCGAAGAGGAAGCCAGAAGAUAGAUGCAACGUGGGUUCUAACCCUACAGAGUUUCUUCAAAUUGUUAAGGACACGGGAUUUUUACCUCUAGAGUCCGAUCUCCCCUACAGCUAUAGCGACGCGGGGAACUCCUGCCCCAAUAAAAGAAACAAGUGGACCAACCUGUGGGGGGAUACCAAACUGCUGUAUCAUAAGAGACCCAAUCAGUUUGCACAAACACUCGGGUACGUUUCCUACGAAAGCAGUCGCUUUGAGCACAGCAUCGACCUCUUCAUAGACAUCCUCAAAAGGGAAAUUCAAAACAAAGGCUCCGUUAUCAUUUACAUAAAAACCAACAAUGUCAUCGAUUAUGACUUUAAUGGAAGAGUCGUCCACAGCCUAUGUGGCCAUAAGGAUGCAGAUCAUGCCGCUAACCUGAUCGGUUAUGGUAACUACAUCAGUGCUGGUGGGGAGAAGAGGUCCUAUUGGAUUGUGCGAAACAGCUGGGGGUACUACUGGGGAGAUGAAGGCAACUUUAAGGUUGACAUGUACGGCCCGGAGGGAUGCAAACGGAACUUCAUCCACACGGCUGUUGUGUUUAAGAUAGACCUGGGCAUCGUCGAAGUCCCGAAGAAGGACGAGGGGUCCAUUUAUAGCUACUUCGUUCAGUACGUCCCCAACUUUUUGCACAGCCUUUUCUACGUGAGUUACGGUAAGGGUGCUGAUAAGGGAGCGGCGGUGGUGACAGGGCAGGCGGGAGGAGCGGUAGUCACAGGACAGACUGAAACGCCCACUCCGGAGGCCGCUAAAAAUGGGGAUCAGCCAGGAGCACAGGGUAGCGAGGCAGAAGUCGCGGAGGGUGGCCAGGCAGGAAAUGAAGCCCCGGGAGGGUUGCAAGAGAGUGCUGUUUCGUCGCAAACGAGUGAGGUUACGCCGCAAUCUAGUAUAACUGCUCCGCAAAUCGGUGCAGUUGCCCCACAAAUCGGUGCAGCUGCCCCACAAAUCGAUGUAGCCGCCCCACAAAUCGAUGUAGUCGCCCCACAAACGAGGUCCGUUGACGCCCCCCAAACGAGCUCGGUUGCCGCCCACCCCCCAAACGUGACGCCGCAGAACGUGACGCUUGGGGAGGGCCAGCACGCGGGGGGUGUAGGCUCCCUCAUCCCCGCGGACAACUCGGGCGAGAAAAACAUCCCAGUCAUGCACCUUUUGAAAUAUGUGAAGGAGACCAAAAUGACGAGGGCCUUCGUGACGUACGGCAGUUUGAGCGAAAUAGAAGGCUCGCACAGCUGCUCCAGGAUCUACGCCAAGGACGAGGAGGGGCACGAGGAGUGCGCGCAAUUCUGCCUCAAGAACUGGCCCGCCUGCAGGGGGCACUACUCCCCCGGCUACUGCUUAACUAAGAUGUACACGGGGAGCAACUGCCUUUUUUGCAGCGUGUAG
Messenger RNA from Plasmodium vivax (malaria parasite P. vivax), 2871 nucleotides. Its product is annotated as serine-repeat antigen (SERA). Gene Ontology annotation, molecular function: cysteine-type endopeptidase activity. The transcript is spliced from 4 exons. NCBI's taxonomy places the organism in Eukaryota, Apicomplexa, Aconoidasida, Haemosporida, Plasmodiidae. Gene Ontology annotation, cellular component: lysosome. The coding region runs from base 1 to 2871 and encodes 956 amino acids. The record is from RefSeq and is a predicted model, not a curated record.